UGUCAAGUGUCAAGUCAAAAACAAUUUUUGACGCAGUUCUCACAAGAAUGCCGUAAGAUUUCUUCAAAAAUGUUUAACAAAGUGUUUCAACGUGCUUUAAAAUUCCGUCUAAAAAAAUCUUAUCCGACUAACAUUUACGAUUUGUCGCGGGGUUCGGCCAUUGCUGUGAAAAGACCGUAUAGUGACGAAGUGCGUCGCGCGCAGGCGCAAACCGUAGCCGCGCCGGGACCUACAAUAUUCGACAAGAUUAUAUCGAAAGAAAUCAAGGCGGAUAUUAUUUAUGAAGAUGAUAUGUGUUUGGCGUUCAAUGAUGUGAAUCCUCAGGCUCCCGUGCAUUUCUUAGUGAUACCAAAACGCAGGAUUCCGCGUCUGCAAGAUGCGGAAGCUUCUGAUAAGGAGAUCCUCGGCCAUCUAAUGCUGGUGGCUCGUUCGCUAGGCGCUCAGAAGGCCCCAAGCGGGUGGCGUCUGGUGAUUAACAACGGUAGAGACGGCGCUCAGUCGGUGUACCAUCUUCACCUCCAUGUUAUCGGCGGUAGACAGAUGGGAUGGCCACCUGGCUAAUGGUAACCUGAGCGUCGUUGGCUUCAUCAGCUAGUCUCUUACAUCUUUGGAGGGCUUCAGUUACUCUUCACUUAUGAAAUGUUGUUAUUCUCAAGCGAUUGUACAUUAUAUUAAUUCAAAAAGUUAUUCACUAACUUAUACACAGUUGGACAGAAAAGUUUUAGGUCUAAAACCAAUUUGGAUCGUGCAUGUCCGUUGCAUUCCGAACAUGUUUGCCCUUUUAGUCAUCAGUUUGCCAAAGAUCAAAAGAAGGUUUAAUGUAGGAAUCCGUAGAACGUAUGCAGAGCCCCGAUGAUCGAACGGGACACUCCAGUGAGACUGGCUUUUUGAAGUCAUUUUGAUAUGGUGAUAUCAAAAUUAUUACAAACACAAAUGAAUUAGUGCCUAUUACCUACGCGAUAUCUAAAACACUGAAUUUUCAAACACCUUUCUGGUUUUUUAAGUCACAACACAGUAGGUAGGUACGUAUACAUUUUAUUUUUUGCGUUAAAAUUAAAGUACUUUGGAACCGCAACAGGUGAUAUAUCUUUGUGUAAGCAAAGAUAUAUUUAACUUGUCUAUUAACAUAUUUUUAAUGCUUUAUUAUUCUCAAACUAUUAAAGACAUUUUAAACGCCGAUAAGAAUCAAAUUCCUAUAAAUUAUGUGUUAAGCACAAAAUUGUUUUAAGGAUUUUCUGAUAAGAUAUAUUGCACAAAUGCGUAAUAAUGAAUGGAAAGUUUAAGAAUUUUCGAUCUGUUGAAGUGUAAUGUUUUUCAUGCUUUAAAUACCUUCAUAAAUUAAAUCUUGCAGACGAAAAAAUUCACUAAAUUUGUAAUUUUCAAAUCAUCAUUUAUCUGGUACAAAAUUAAAAAAAAAUAUGUAAUUAAGUAUUAAAUGCCAUUGCCUUUUAGAUUUAGUGCAAUAAUUUGGCCAAAUUAGUUUUAAGAGUUUAGAUAUUAAUGUGCCUUUUAGUGCAAAAAAGUAUAUACAUAUAAGAUUUAUAAAACAAUUUCUCAAAAUAUUAUGUUUGAUAUAAUUUUAUAACAAUUGAAAAAUGGUAUGGGAACUAACUUUUUAAUUUAAAUUUUUCCAUAAUCAGCACAUUGAGUGCUUCGGAUACGGCCCCCGCUGGCGUGGUCGGCGUUUUCUCUCUUUUCGCGCCUCUCGCUAUAGGCCCACAUGUCAGGCGUUUUCUCUCAAACAUUAUCUCUUUGGCAAUGACGAACUUCCAUACAAAGUUUCAUCCGCUAUUUCAACGCUUUCAACCCUUUUUCGCGAUAAAAAUUAGGCUAUGUCCUUUUCCAGGGUCUAGUCUAUAUCUCUGUGUCGAAUUUCAUCAAAAUCAGUUCAAUGAUUUAGGCGUGAAAGCACAGUAUUAGUAAAGUAGAUAU
Molecule: messenger RNA, 1932 nt
Organism: Pectinophora gossypiella (pink bollworm)
Lineage: Eukaryota; Metazoa; Arthropoda; Insecta; Lepidoptera; Gelechiidae
Product: adenosine 5'-monophosphoramidase HINT1-like
Exons: 2
Coding region: 70-561 (163 amino acids)
Biological process (GO): purine ribonucleotide catabolic process
Cellular component (GO): cytoplasm; nucleus
Molecular function (GO): hydrolase activity
Source: RefSeq, a predicted model, not a curated record